This is a messenger RNA of Eutrema salsugineum, 1277 nucleotides long. Its product is annotated as dirigent protein 25. Lineage: Eukaryota; Viridiplantae; Streptophyta; Magnoliopsida; Brassicales; Brassicaceae. Bases 1 to 1176 code for a protein of 391 amino acids. The transcript has a single exon. The record is from RefSeq and is a predicted model, not a curated record.
AUGGCAGGCUGCAAGGUACUCUUCCUCCUGGCUUUAGCUCUUGCCGUUACUUUUGUCUCAGCUGCUCGGCUUCUUGAUGAAGACGAAGAUAUUGGGUUGGUUCCUUUUCCUACCACAAGUCCUGGUCCUUUACCUACGGCUGGUUCAGGCCCCUUCCCCACUGCCAGUUCAGGUCCUGCAACUGGUAUAACAUCAGGUACAGGUCCAGCCUCAGGCGGUUCAGGUUCCUUGACUACUUUUACUGGCUCUGGACCUCUACCAACCACUGGUUCUAGUCCUUUACCGGUUCCUAGUUCGGGUCCCUUGCCUAGUACUGGCUCUGGUCCUCUACCAACCGGCGGUUCUGGUCCCUCACUGGGUGCUACUUCUGGUCCCUUGCCUACUGCUGGUUCAGGGCCUUUGCCUACUGUUGGUUCAGGUAGCACAGCCACCGGUCAGGGUGCGGGUGCAGGUGCAGGGUCAGCGAUUGGUGGUUCAGUUCCUGAUCACACCGUGAUUUUUUUCAUGCAUGAUAUAUUAGGUGGCUCAAAUCCGACAGCCAGGGCUGUGACUGGAGUCGUUGCAAACGCAGCCCUCAGUGGCCAACUUCCGUUUGCCAAACCCAAUGGCGCGAACCUCCCUGUCAGUAACGGCGUUCCAACAAACAAUAACAACAACGGAAUUCUGAACAACAACAAUGUCCCGCUUCUGGUCGGGCUUGGCGGUACCACUUCCAACAUCUUACAGAACAACGGAAACAACCUCUUGAACGGUCUCCCCGUGGCUAAUGGUGGUCAGCUCCCAUCGGGUUCGUCUCUUCAGAUGCUCAUGUUCGGGACAAUGACGGUGAUGGACAACGAACUAACCGAAGGGCACGAACUUGGGUCUGGUCUGCUUGGUAAAGCCCAGGGAUUCUACGUGGCCAGCGCCGUGGAUGGAACCAGCCAGACUAUGGCUUUCACGGCUAUGUUUGAGAGCGGUGGUUAUGAAGAUAGCAUAAGUUUCUUCGGAGUACAUAGAACGGCUGCAUCGGAAUCUCAUCUUGGUGUCAUGGGUGGUACAGGGAAGUACGUAAAUGCGAGAGGCUACGCCAUUGUCAAGACUUUUACGGGCGGCUCAGGGAACCAGCAGCAGCCGCACCGGUUCACAGAUGGGCUCGAGACUGUUAUGCAAUGCACCGUUUAUCUUUCUUACUAGUUUUUUUGUCUUUCUUGUCCUCUAUUAUUGAAGUGUGUUGUGUUCUUUGUCAUCUUAAAUAUCUAAGAAAACCUUUGACAACAAAUCCCCUAUUAAUUUCA